AGACAAUCAUAGAUAAAACUUUCCCUCAUAAAAAAUUGAUGUAUUAGCUUUUCUACUUAAAGUCGACGGGGGACCCAACGAAACUCUCAAACAAUGGAAAAGCAUAUUUAAACAACUUGCAUUUUUAAGUUUCCUGAAUUUCUGUGAAUUUUAGACAUGUGAAAAGUCGGCAUUAUAAGAAGUGGCUUUAAGAGGAACAAACAAUUGUCAAAGCCUGACCAUUUCGUUUUUGGCCCCAUUUCUUUAGUGACAGUAAUUAAAAUUGGUCUUACAUGUGACAGGGAGACGGUAAUUGAAAUAUGUAAACAUUGUCCAAAGAACUCCGUUGCCGCUGAAGUGAUCGUACGAUGAUCAAUUCAAUGGAAGCUCCAAGUCUGUAAAAUACGCUCAAACUAUGAAAUUAGCAUUUGAAACUAUCGGGAGACACCCAGCUUCUGGUAGAAUGACAGUAGAGAGUCAGAGUGGGCGUCAUCACUUAAUCCUCGGGGACAAACGUCAUAAGCAUUGGUUCUCUGGGAUCAGCGCCUCCAUUUAAAACCCACUGAUAUCCAUCUUCCACACAGAUAAUGUUGUGUGUGCGGUGCUGCACGAGGUUCCGAUGACAAUGGAAGGUGUUAACACAACUAGACUUCCGUCGAUAGUUCGGUUCCAGGUCGGCGGGUAUGCGACGGAAAGAGAAUCACCGGAGCGAGGCUGGGCAAGAAUCCGGACUUGUCUGAUCGACAACCCUUGUGAUUCGGGACAAAAUAAAAGACAAGAGAUUUGGUCGUACCAUAAAAAGAAUAGGGGAGUCUUAAGGUCUCUAGUAAAAAGCUUGCCCAACAUUCCAUUCCGAAUAAAAAGGAACAAAAAGAGAAGCCAUUCUGACCACGAACUGAGUUCCAAAAAUGAGAAAGCCGAAUCAUUUCUUCCAAAAAUUUCUCCAAUUGGAAUCGAGUCACCGACGAAAAAUGGAAAGAUUCGACCCCUAGGGACAGUGAGUAAAAGUGAUGAUAUCAUUCCAAUUGGAAAAUUGAAGAGUGUACGGAAUAGAGAAGACAGUGCAAUACGACUUACUUCCACCGACACCGAAAACUUACCGGCUACAGGGGUAGAUGGAGUAGAGGAACAGAAGAGACUUGAAACUGGGGACGGGAAAAAUAAUUCUGAGAAAAGAUGUGAAUCUCGCUUGCCUAGAUUACUACCAUUUAAACAACCUCUAAGUAAAUCAAGAGUGGUGUCUUUUUCUACGAACGAUUUGCGCGAUUCUUCACAGGUCAGUGAUAGAAGCGAUUCAAGGUCAUCUUGUCUUAGCGAAGACUCGUCCAAUUCCGAGAAAGGCCUCGAAAAGGUGAAUUUCGGACAUUCUAGUCAACACAUAACAGAACCUAUUCCUAGAUCAGUUUUAGAUAUCAUAACUGGAAACUAUUUAUCAGACCCGAGAAUCAUGGGUGAUAGAGCCAAGAGAGACAGAAAAACCGGCACAUCGGAGACGGCAACCUUCCCCGGAGGGAACGCGGAGAAGGAGUGGUUCGAGAGAGUGUUGGGUGAUAAAGAGAUCAUAGACAUGUCUAACUAUGAGAACUUUGCCAGAACGCCAAGAACUAGGCCAAUCAACGACUCCAUACCAAAGUAUCAGAAUGUUUUAGGCGCAAGCAACCUUCCGGACCGGAAACCAAAGACUGUCACUUCCCGGAGCCCUCUCAAGGUACAGUUCGAUAUUCCCUCGGAAGAGAAACCCUCAACAAAACCAUCAUACCCGACUACGUACCCAAAACAGGCGGGGGAGCCCAUUGCAGCGUACCAAAGAACGACCAAUUCCCCGAGUUAUUUCCCCUUGUUCAGCCGUGAUGGAUCACCAAUCCGUAAAAUCGGCGGGCCACCAAAAAACAAACAACAGCCAGGCGCCAAAUUGAGAAUAUCUUUUCCAAACAGUACACCGACCCAAGAAAACUAAACACAGUGAAAAUAGUCCCUGUUGCUUGUUGUUAAAUACUGUUAUUUUGUUCGUUAUGUUUCUAUUUAUAUAGAUUGUUGAAUUGUUUGUUUUGUCACAUGUAUAAAACACAAUGAUUAAACAGAAAUACUAAAUAA
Magallana angulata is the source of this 2073-nucleotide messenger RNA. RefSeq lists its product as uncharacterized. Lineage: Eukaryota; Metazoa; Mollusca; Bivalvia; Ostreida; Ostreidae. The transcript is spliced from 3 exons. The record is from RefSeq and is a predicted model, not a curated record. The coding region runs from base 599 to 1936 and encodes 445 amino acids.